Molecule: messenger RNA, 639 nt
Organism: Ziziphus jujuba (common jujube)
Lineage: Eukaryota; Viridiplantae; Streptophyta; Magnoliopsida; Rosales; Rhamnaceae
Product: G-type lectin S-receptor-like serine/threonine-protein kinase LECRK1
Exons: 1
Coding region: 31-492 (153 amino acids)
Biological process (GO): protein phosphorylation
Molecular function (GO): protein kinase activity; ATP binding
Source: RefSeq, a predicted model, not a curated record
CACUGUGAUGUAAAACCUCAGAACAUUUUAAUGGAUGAUUUCUGGAACGCUAAAAUCUCUGACUUUGGGCUAGCAAAAUUGUUGAUGCCUGAUCAAACGAGGACUUUCACUGGGAUCAGAGGGACAAGAGGAUACUUGGCCCCAGAAUGGGAAAAGAACACUCCAAUUUCUGUCAAGGCAGAUGUUUACAGUUAUGGAAUACUUUUGCUGGAAAUUAUAUGUUGCAGAAGGAACUUGGAAAUGAAUGUACCAACUAUAGAUGAGAUUGUUCUUUCAUGCUGGAUAUAUAAGUGCUUUGCUAGUAGACAGUUAUAUAAGCUUGGGGUUGGUGAAGAUGCAGAUAAAGAGACCUUGGAGAAAAUGGUUAAAGUGGGCUUAUGGUGUAUUCAAGAUGAGCCAGUUCUUCGUCCUUCAAUGAAGAGUGUUGUUUUAAUGUUAGAAGGGAUUACUGAUAUUGCUUCUCCUCCUUGUCCUACUUCUGCGUCCGUCUAAAACUGGACAGUUGAGGAAAUUCUUAGGGGCCUAGUCUUUGUUAUCUAUAUAUCUUUCAUCCAUGUAUGAUUGCAUAUCCGUAGUUCUAUUUACUUUUUGCUGUGAGAAAUUGGUGUAUCUAAUCAAGAUGUUGAAAAUAUAUUUUAG